UUUAUGUAGGUCUAGAGGUGUACAACAGGUAAACUGAUGUUUUUUAUUCAAUAGCGUUCGGGGAUUUUGAUCUUGUCUGUUGUUAAUAUUAUUAUUGUGAAAAAUAGUUUGUUGUCACUUGAUCGUAAGAGUAUAGUACAGUGUAUCUGUUUGUGAUUUGUUUAAUGUAGACAAGAAAUUGAAUGAGAAUAUCGGUUGCGUCAUGAAACUGUGAGAAAAAAAGAAAAGAAUAUCAAAUCUUAAGCCUUCCCCUCAUAAUAAGGUGUGCCCGGAUGCGAAUUCCGCUCCCAUUAAAAAUAUUUCAGUUAUCGCAAUAAUGCCUAAAAAGAUAAUGAAUCAAAAAAUGACAAGUAAAUGCACUUGCUGCCCCUAUGGAUUCCACAUUGAUCUUGACUUUGUCCGAUUUUGCGAUACACUUUACAAUACUGCCCAGCUCGACAAAUUACGACAGCAAAGACGAGAACGAAGAAAAGAAAAGAAAUCUGUGGAAUCCUAUUUGGGAAUAGGGAAUUUAGCUUUUCACACUAAAGAAAACAAUCAAAUUCUUAAUAAAACUGCUACACUACCUAACGACUUUUACUUGCACAGUGAUGGCCUGAAAGAUGCUGUGAUAGACUUUGAAGACACUUGGCAAAGAAGUCUUAAAAAAAGUAGCAGUAGCAAUGACAUACCAAAAAAGCAAAAUGGCUAUCAUUCUUUUUAUACAUCUAGUGUUAAUAACAAAAAAGAACAAUUAUUUAAUUUAGUAUCUUCUAAGUCACAUAGCAGCUCUACAAGUUCUGUUUCUUCACAAUCCACAACUGUUUCCAACUUUAUAUCAACUGAUGCUACAAAUUCUGAGCUUAUAUCCCAUGAAAAUAUUACUUCAGACAAUGUCUCUAAAUCAAACAAGAGUCUUGGAUCAUCUGUUAAGAAAUCUGUUCUUACGAAUAUUAGACAUCAAAUGGCAUCUAGUUUACAACGGCUGAAAGAACUUGAAGAACAAGUGAAAUGCAUUCCUAUUUUAGAGGUUAAAUUAUCUGCUUUGAAAGAAGAGAAAAAGUCUUUACUGAAUCAACUUAAAUUUAAUCAAAGUGAAAGACAAACAGAAUUGCAAAAAGAAACACUAUUAGAAAAUCAAAGAAUCAAUGAAAUAUGUUUAUCAGUUAUACAAAAGGAAAAUCAUUUAUCUUCUCCAGGAAUGGCAUCUUGCUUAGAUGCUGUCAUUUCUAAAAAAUGUUUUGUAGAAAAAGAAAACUCUAAAAGUGUUGGGAUAUCGUGUACUGUUCUUACCCGUGACAUUGGUGUUGGGUACAUCCCAAGCAAACUUAAAUCUGUUGCUGUAGGAUGUGAUAAUUUAACUGAUAAUAAGUGCUCUUCUAAGAAAAGUAAAAUUUAUGAACCUUAUGUGAACUUGUCAUCAGAAUCUCUUGAGAGUGAUCUUGAAUCAUUUAGAGGCUCAAAUGAGCAAAUUCAUCCUCAUAUACCACUUAAAUCUACCUCUUCUAAGUGUUCUACUGAUAAAAUUAAUGUGCCUAAAACUUACAUUGAUUCUUUCACUAGUAUGGAUAUUAGAUAUGUUGAUAAAUCUGUAAAUACUGAAUCAAUAAACAAUACAACAAAAAGUACACCAGUAACUACUUCUAAGUUUGUACAAACAUCUGAAUUGAAAGUAUUUCGAAAUACUAGCUCUCAAACAAUGACAGACAAAAACACAAUAAAAAAACUUUGUUGUGAUAAAGCUGUUGGCAAUGCUAACAUAAAUGACACGAUUUGUUCACAAUGUAAGAAGACAAACUCUAUAGCUAUUGGAGAUGAAAAAUUAACCAGCUGUGAUUCCCCUUCUGUUGCUGCUUUGCAUGUUCGAACUGUUGCUGUUGGUGAUUUCGAUAUUAAUGACAUGAGGGAUAAUUGUGAACAUUUUAAGUCUGAAAAUGUUCAAACGAAUUCAGUUGGAAUAAAUACAACUAAUGAUCUAGUUACUAAUUCAAAUAGUGAUAUUCAUAUAUGUGACAAAUGUAGUGCUACUAUUCAUUCUGUUGCUAGAGGACUAGCAGCAAACACUAACCCUCUAAGCAGUUCAAAUAGUAAUGAAUCUAAAAUUCCAAGAUCUAAUAUAAGAACUUCUCCAAUUGGAAGAUCAAAUAGUAUGAAACUUCCUAAACUAAAAAUACCAGCUUUUCAAAAUCAGAAAAAUAUUGAAAAUACAGAUUCAUACGUAAGCUUUCAUUCUGAAAAUCAGAAUAUUAUUUUAAAAAAUGAAUGUGAAACUUCUGAAAACAUGAAAGAAAUAGACCCAAAAUCUAAAACUUGUGAAAUCUUGCCUACAUUGAUGAAUCUACCAGCAGCUCCACGAAAAAAAUUUGAAAUAAGUAAAGAAAUAAAGGCUGCUUGUAAAGUGUUGAGUGAUUGCCUUCAAAAGUCUGAUAAAAAAAGUGAGAAGAAAGCAUUAUCCAGUUUGUCCAUUAUUCAAACUGAAUGGUUUAGAAUUGCAAACCAAAAGAAUGCUGAUCCACUUCUCAUUGAGGAUUACUUAGAUAUGUUUGAAGACUUUUCCAGACUUCUUCUGGAACGAGUUGUCAAUCUCUCUGAUAGCAAUGGAAAUACUGCUCUACAUUAUGCUGUUUCAUAUGGAAAUUUUGAUGUUGUAAGCAUCUUAAUAGAUUCUAAAGUUUGUGAUGUUAAUAAGAAAAAUAAGGCUGGUUAUACAAGUAUCAUGCUUGUUGCUUUAGCAGAUAUGAAAAAUGAUACUCAUCAAUAUGUUGUUCAGAGGCUGUUUAGCAUUGGGGAUAUUAAUAUAAAAGCUACUCAAAAUGGUCAAACAGCUUUAAUGCUAGCUGUUAGCCAUGGAAAAAAGGAUAUUGCAAAAAUAUUAAUAGAUGCAGGAGCAGAGGUCAAUUUGCAAGAUAAAGAUGGUUCAACAGCUUUGAUGUGUGCAGCAGAGCAUGGCCAUUUGGAAAUCGUCAAGUUUUUGCUUUCAACUCCUGAUUGUGAUCCUUUUAUUGUAGAUAAUGAUGAUUGCAAUGCAUUGACUGUUGCAAUGGAAGCUGCUCAUAAAGAUAUUGGUUUGCUGAUAUAUACAAGUAUGAAUUUUUCUAGAGGAAGUUCACCAUAUUCAACUUUGAAGUCCAGAAAACGUUCAACACCACGAUCUACUCCCCCUCCAAGAACUCCUACUCUUCGAACUCCUCCACUGCCGAGCCCAUCUGCAAGAUCUACAAAUUCUAUUCCUUCAUCGUUCCAUUUUUCCUCAUAAUUCUUACAAAUAGGGUGUUCUCUAUUUACUGUCCUUAAUACAUGUUUAAAAUCACUGUCCUUAACCACUUCAAAUAAAUAUUAGAGUUAAUGAUUACAGAACACCGUAAAUGUAGCAAAAGGUCAACAGUUGAAGCUCGAAUGGAACUAAGCAUCCGUCAAUAAAAUCUCCAGAAAAUUGUAUUUAAAUACUUUUAAGGAAAACCUAUUUUUGUAAAUGCAUAAAAUAAGUUAUUUUGCAAUAUCCAUUGAAAUAAAAAUAUUAUGUAUGUUUGAAAAACAUUUUAUUAUUGUUGUGUACUUUAAUUAUAAAAUAUGUUCUAAAUUCAACCCAGUUUGUGCGUCAGAUCAAGAAAAAAAUUUAUUUCUCUAAAAUUCACCCAAUGUCAAAAAAAGUAACAUAAAACAAAGUUUCUUCCAUUCAAUUAAUUAAACAAUUUUUGACAAUAUUUUUCUUAAUUUAUUUAAAAGAAAUAUAGUUUCCAAACAAAUUAAUACUCUUAUCUUUUUCUUGUCUUAUUUCAAAAUCAUGGAUUCUCAAUAUCAUAUGAAAAUAUGAUUUCCCUGCGCAUUUCUGAAGAUCGUCAUAAAAAAAAAAAUCCUAACCCUCUAUAAUCUCUAAUACUUUAUCUAAGCAUUGUUACCAUUAUUAUUUGCGUCUGUUCAUGAUAGUCUUGUGUCUAUGGCAUAAAAUCAAAAAGAAAAAGAGAUACUUUCAGAUUAAUUGUUUAAGUGUCUCUUUUACUGGUCUUGUAUGAAAUAAAAAGCAUUUAUAUGUUAUAACUGGAAUGGCAGAUAAAAAUUUUCUCAAGAAAGAAACCAAAAUGAUACGUUGGAUUCUUAAUAGCUAAGAAAUAUAUUUAUUCUAAUCACCAUUCAAUUAAUGGUGUAGAGAAGCAUACUUUUCCUUAGAUGCCUAGAGUUCCGGUUUUAUCGGAAUAUUUUUAUUUAAUACUUAAAAUAGUAGUGAAAGGCAAAAUUCAGUUGAUAUUAUUUUUAUAAUUUAGUUAACACUUCAAAAACAUAAUCACAUGUUUAUAUAUCAGGGUAGUAUGUCAACAUUUAAAACGAGAUAAAAUUUUAUAUACCUUAAUGAUUUUAAAAGCUUUUGAUCAUUAUUAAAAUAAAUGUAAAAUUUUUUUACAUAGAAUUAUCAUUGACUAAACGAGUUACAUAAUUGCCCACAAAAAUGUUUUAAUUUCCAAAAAUGUGGAAACAUGCAAAAAGGGUUAUAAUUAAAAGAAACCAAACUUUCAGUAACUCUCCUGCUAAAACUAUUGAGACCAUAUUUUCCAGAUUGCAGUUAAUCUGUAAUUUCGAGAGGCCAAAUCCAUAAAAAAAAGGCAUGUUUAUUAAAAGAAAAUAUGUUUUUGUGCCUGAUUUAUUAAUUUGAAAUAACAUCUGCACAAAUUAAUUAGAAAAGUAAAAGUCUCGAACCAGUAGUAAAAAUCUGAUCACUAUAUCAAGUUUUUAGGACCAGGUACACUUCUAUUUAAAACCUAAUAUUUCAUUAAUAUAAUAACUCACGCCCUAAUUUCUUUUUCCUUUCAUCAGAUAAAUGAAGAAACAAAUUUUGAACAUUGGAUAAUUAUUUACUUUAUAUAUUACUUGAUUAUAUUUUAAUGAUUUCUAAGACAAAACUCGAUAACAUUCUGUGAUUCGUUACUUAGUUUAUAGGACUCUCACUUCUUUCUACAUCUGGCAGUUCAUAAAAACAAAAAUAAUGGUCACCUUUAAAGAUUUUGUGAAAAGAAAAAUUAUUAAUAAGUCCAAGAGUUGCAACAAACUAUUUUUUAUUUUUAAAAGGCACUUGAGUUUAAAAAAGUACAUAAGAUCAAAUGAAUUUCAGGAUAAGAUUAUUAUAACAUGCAUAUAACACUUUAGUGCAUACUGAUUCUCUAAAACUUUUUAGAUCAGACAUUAUUUGUGAUGUAAUUAGCUUGUAAUCAAAACUGAUUUAUGUGCGAUAAAAAAUUGUUCAAGAAAAACUUAAAAACAAAACAAACAAAAAAAAAUGCUAUUCUACAUCAUUAACAUUGAGAGUAAGAAAACAUGAAAUCAUUUUUUUUAUUUAUAAAUUUUAGUAACAGACCAUGUCAAAUAUUAAAAGCUACUACUCUCAUUUGAUAGUUAUUACAUAUAAAAAGUUUUUAAAAAAAUAGAAAACAAUAAAUUAAAACUGUUUGAAAAACAAUUUGUCUAUUAUUUCACAAAAGAUUUUGACUUCAUGAGAAUCUAACAAAUGAAAAACUGAAAAGAAUAGGAUGUAAAUAAUUUUAUUACAGAACAAUUAUUAAUUCCUGAUCCUGUAACUUAAAAGCACCUUAGAAAAUAACUGUCUGACAAUUAAAAAAAAAAAAUCAGACAGCAUAUAUAGUAACAGCAAACUUGCAAAACUGCGAGUAGUCAACAACAAUAUUUCC
Molecule: messenger RNA, 5657 nt
Organism: Parasteatoda tepidariorum (common house spider)
Lineage: Eukaryota; Metazoa; Arthropoda; Arachnida; Araneae; Theridiidae
Source: RefSeq, a predicted model, not a curated record